AUGUCGACUGCUGGCAAGACACGGAAACACGGACCAGCUGUUUGGCACAUCCCUAGUUGUUUAUAUGCCUUGAUUAUCUUGUGUUUGUGUGUGCGGUUGAACUUGGCAGAUGCAGCAAUCCAAGAAACUCUCAGAGAACUUGUCAGGAUCUAUGAGUCGGCGGUGAAGCCACUGGAGACAAUCUACAGAUAUUCUGAUCUCAACAAAGAUGCAUCACUAGAGGCAGAAAUUCUGGCCAAACCAUUGAUUCUGUUAGUGGGACCAUGGAGCACAGGGAAAACAUCAAUCAUCAAUUACUUGCUGAACAUCGAAGAUGGCAAGGAAAAACUGCACACAGGAGCAGAACCAACAACAACCGAUUUUGUGGUGCUACAAAAUGGAACCAAAUACCGCACGAUGGCUGGCAUGCAACUGGUCAGUGACAAAAGCAAACCAUUUGCUAUUCUGGAACGAUAUGGUCAGGUUUUCAUUCAAAGGUUGCAGAGUAUAGAGCUGAAAUCUCCAUUGCUGCAGCUGUUUACUAUAGUAGAUACCCCUGGAAUCAUUGAGACAAAGAAACAGCAAGAAAGAGGCUAUCCAUUUUAUGAUGUCCUGCAGUGGUUCCUACAGAGGGCCAGUUUGAUAUUCCUUGUAUACGACCCAACCAAGUUGGAUGCUGGGCUAGAUACUGUAUUUAAACAGCUCAAAGGUCAUGAAGCAAAAGUGAAGAUACUCAUCAACAAGGCAGACACGGUGAGCCAAAAGGAACUGAUGCGGGUCUACGGGGCACUCUUCUGGAACCUGGCACCCCUCAUUCAAUCUGUUGAGCCUCCAAGGGUUUAUAUAGGAUCAUUCUGGUCUAAAUCUAAGAGUGAUCACCCCUUGGCUCAGUUGUUUCUAGAAGAAGAAGAGAUGCUAAUGCAUGAUCUAUAUAACGUUGCUGAGAACUUGGUCGAGGACAAGAUAGCAAGCAUUCGCAGACAUGCUUUCAUGGUACGUCUGCAUGCUCUGACUGUUGACAGCUUCCUGCAAGCAUUCGAGAAAAAUAGAGGUUGGUUUUCUGAUCCGGAAGCUGUGUGUAGCGAAACUGUGCACCACCCACAGAAAUACAAUGUCUUUCAAAAACUUAUGCAACAGGCAGAUAUUAGCAAACAUGAUCUACCUAGUGCUGAAACUUACAUUAAUUUUUUUUCAAAUAAUCGCAGGGAAAUCUUUCCCAAUUUACAAUGCGGUUUUUUUGGUGGCUGUUACAUAGAGAAAAUAACUCAGGCAAUCAGUAAUGAUCUGCCUCUACUGCUGAAAACUUUAAAAGAGCAGAAACAGAGGCAAACUUACUGUACCAAGGAAACAUGCUGA
Molecule: messenger RNA, 1335 nt
Organism: Candidula unifasciata
Lineage: Eukaryota; Metazoa; Mollusca; Gastropoda; Stylommatophora; Geomitridae
Source: the annotation of a GenBank genome assembly